ACAUCAUUCUGGGGCGCCAACCAAGCAGACAAGACUUCUACCUGGACUCUAAGCUGCACCCAAACCUGAUAUCACGGAGACAUGCUAUGAUAGACAGGGUGCAAAACAAUUUCUACCUUACUGACAGCAGCCUGAAUGGGACCUAUGUCAAUGAUAUUAGGAUAGAAGGUUGCUGUAAGCUGAACUUGGGAGACGUUAUAGCAUUUGGCCAUUUGAUGGCAGCACAGAUCAAACCAGGCCAAUAUGAGCCACAGGAAAACUCAGAGUUCAUCUAUAAGUUUGAGAUUAUGCCAAAAGAGGGAGGCACUGAGGGAACAAAUAAUGUAACUAGGGAUGAUUCAGUACAUGAAGAUGACAAUGAGAGGACGGUGCUUUCUGACAUGGACCCCAAUACUCUUCCUAAAGACAAUAGUCGCAGAUGCUUUUCUGAAACUGCUGCAAAUAGAGUGAGAGAAUCCUUGCAGCUCACUGACAGUGUCAAUACUAUAUACACAGUUUGUGAAAAUAAAAUGGGCCUGAAUCAUCUCGAUAAAGACACAAAAAGGGAAAUGACACCAGAAAUAGAACAAGACCUCUUAGAAUACCAACAGUUCAACAUAUAUGAUCAUCGUAGUGACAGUACAAAUAUAUGUAAAGCUGGGCAGUCAAUUACUUCCGAAGAAUUAUCCAAGCUUGGUAGCACUGUGGUGAUACACAAAGACUUGAAAAAUGAUAAAAUGCUAUGUCAGGGACAAGACAAGUCAAAAGAUGAUAAGGAGUCUAGCAUACCUAAUAUGGGACACAAAACUGACAGUCAAGAUUUAGUCCUGGAGCACCUAUCACCACAGGAUUUCCAUCUGUCUGUGAAUGACAAUCAAAUCAGUAGAAGUGACCACAGCUCUAAUGAGGCUAAAACUGACCAGCAGAUCCUGACCAGUAGAGAUCAAAUGAUGUUUUUCAUGAAUGGGAUCAGUGCCACCAAAACUGGGGACCGAGAUCGACCUGACCCAGAUUUGACAGGUCAUGGUGAAAGUCUGGACCUAAAAGAACACCCUGCUGACCUUGAGGGUCAAGGUCACAGUACAGAUGAGGACAACACUGUGUUUCUGGAAGCAGUGAGAAGAGCGCAGAGCUUCGAUGCCUGCAGUAUGGAGGAUAUCUUUGCUGAAUCGCAGGACGAUGGUGAUGAUGUCGCAAUCCACAUCGAUUCAAGUGACAGUACCCAUCAACUUGACAAUGCUGUUAGUCACAGUAUCAUAACUGGUGACAGUAAACAUUUAGGUGACAAUGCUGUCAUUGACAGUAGCAAUACUGGUGACAUUAACCAUCAGCAUGACAAUGCAGAAAGUCAUGUGGUCAGCCAUGAUGAUGAUGAUGAUGUUGAUGAUAAUGGUAUUGUACAUGUCAAGGAAAUGUCCAGCAAACGAUAUGGAAAGAGAGGGAGAAAACUUGGAAACAGGGGAAAACAUACGGCUGGUAGCAGGAAAAGGAAGAAGUCUGAAGAUUGGUACUGGCACUAUGAUGAAGACACCUGUGCUUCUUAUGACUGUGUGAAACCCACGGGGAGUAAAGUAGACUGGGUGCAGUGUGAUGACUGUGAUAAGUGGUACCACACCCUGUGUGCAGGCUGUUCUAUAGACCAAGUCAGAGACUCCAGUGCUGAGUUCCAUUGUGGAUGCCUAUGAUCUCCCCCCAUAUUACACGCAUUUUACCUGAAUGUGUUUAGCAAUAUGAUGUGUUUAGCAGCUAAACUUGUAGGGCGUCUUUUCUGGAUAUGAUUCAUCAGUUUUUUUUUU
Lingula anatina is the source of this 1775-nucleotide messenger RNA. RefSeq lists its product as uncharacterized. Gene Ontology annotation, molecular function: protein binding. Lineage: Eukaryota; Metazoa; Brachiopoda; Lingulata; Lingulida; Lingulidae. Gene Ontology annotation, biological process: regulation of gene expression. The record is from RefSeq and is a predicted model, not a curated record. Gene Ontology annotation, cellular component: nucleus.